AUGAAUAUGUUAGGAAGAUCACCUGAAAUAAGUGUCAAAGUAAAGAAAAAUUCAUUGGACAAUGAAGAUGCUCUUUAUCCUCGACAAGUAGCUCCGGAUACAUUCAAUUUUGCAUACCAAAGUGGUUUCAGAUUAGUUGAAAUUGCACGAGAUGCAAACGAUGAAGAAUGGAUACAGGCUGUAGCCGAAGUACAUCAUUCUCCUAAUGGUUUUUCAACAAAUUCUGACACUUUAACAUUAGCAGAAAGGUUAAAAAUUGCAAAUUACAAGAGCGUCCAAUUCAAAUAUGGAAUUGUAAGAAAGGAGAUAGAGGAUAAUCCACAUAUUUUGAAAACAUAUCUGCAGAAGACAGUACAACAUGAUGUAUCACAGGAAAGAAAGUUUGUUAUUGUUGAAGAGAAGUGUCAUUUUCGAGUAAUGAGAAUUACUGUUGCAGAUAAGAAUUUAGUAAAUGAUAUGAUUGAAAAAAGUAUUGGGAAUGCGGUGCUCACAGAGAUGCUGCUAUAUGAUAGUCGUUAUGAUACUGCGUGGAAAUCAAAAUAUAUAAAGAAAUUUAAAAAGCACAAAAUGAAAUUAAGAAAUCGUGCUGGUUGGAUUGAUAUCAAUGGUGAUUUUUUCACGGGGAACGAAAAAGUGAAUCUGGAGGAUGCGCGCUCUUUCAUUCUUCAUCAACGACUUACACGAAUUCCAAAACUCAGUGACUGGUUGGAAAAUGAUGAGUUAAACUAUAGAAAUGUUAAUUUGGAAGAAUUUUUUAAGAAGAAUUGGGAUGGAAUGGAAAUUAUAAAGCGUAUGAAUGAAUUCAACAGAAACGUGAAGAAUGAUUUGGAUCGAGUUCCACUUCAUGAUCGAUUUUAUAAUAAUAUUGUGAUGUGGGAAACAUUAAUUGGAAAUCGAAAACAAAUUUUUAUUCGAACUAUGAUUGGUGCGAUGGAACGACGAUUUGAAAUUUUGGAGAAUCAAGUGAAUCACAUCGUUUUUACCCAUCAUGCAUUCGAUGAACAUCUUCAUUUGUGUCGCAAUAAAAGAAUCAAAUGUCGUGACUCAACUCGUGUAGUAUUAACCUAUCCGAGUGUUGCAACUAAUGAUUUCAUUCAUGCAAAUUACAUUCAAGGCGGACCACUUUUUAAUAAAUUUAUCAUUACACAGGCACCAAUGGAAAAUACAAUUGGGGAUUUUUGGCGUAUGGUUUGGCAAGAGAGGUCACCUUAUAUCUUCAUGCUUAUAAGUCGGAAAGAAAAUGCGAGAUGUGCUCAAUACUGGCCCAGAAGAAUUGGAGAACAAAUAACUAAUUAUGGAUUGACAAUUGUCAAUUCAGGCAUGGACGAAUUUCGUUUACCGUUGUUUCGUGUCACAUAUUUACUUGUCAUCGGACCUGAAGGCGAUAAAUUGCAUGUUGAGCACUGGCAAGGUGAUAUGAAUAAUUCAGACAAUGUUGCAUUACCUUUGCAAUUAUUGCGAUUUGCGCGCAAUUGUUCCUAUCCGACAAUCAUACACUGUCAUCUGGGAAUAAGUCGAUCAGCUACAUUGGUUGCUGCUGAAAUUUGUAUCGCAUGCUUACUCAAAGGACCGACAUAUAAGCAUUGCGUGCAGAAGGCAGUGCAGUUAUUGCGCUCGCAACGACCAUUUUGCAUUGAAACACCAAUGCAAUACAUAUUUGUACAUCGAGUGGUGCAAAAAUUUUUACACGAUUAUGUAGGUGAUCCUCAAGGCUUUUACGCGGAAUAUAAGGAUUGGAUUGAUGCACGAGCUAUGAGACCAUUCAUUGAUGAUGUCCAGCAAACGAUUCCUGGAUAUCGAUUACUAUCGCCACGUUUUGAUCCUGACUUAAUUGGAUUAGUGCGACAUCGCGAACGUCCGGACUACCGUCGUGAGAUACAUGAUUGUGUUGGACAGAUGCCGAUACCAUUACAUGAUAUACCUGAGCAAUGCUUCGAAGAAUUACAAUUAACGAAACGUUAUCCUCGAGGCGAUCGAUAUGAUUAA
Molecule: messenger RNA, 1986 nt
Organism: Cercopithifilaria johnstoni
Lineage: Eukaryota; Metazoa; Nematoda; Chromadorea; Rhabditida; Onchocercidae
Source: the annotation of a GenBank genome assembly